AAAAUGCCAGCAGAAGCAACAAAUAAUGGGAGUAAUACAACAACAGAAAAAUCAGAACAACUUAAUGUAACACAACAAACUAAAAAGGCUCCAGCAAUUUUUCUUUUUGAUGUUGAUGGAACGCUUACAAUGCCUAGACAGAAGAUUACGGAUGAGAUGCUUCAAUUUAUGCGUAAUCUAAGCCAACGAGUACCCAUUGCUGUAGUUGGGGGUUCUGAUUUGUGCAAAAUUUUUGAACAAUUGCCGAAUGAAGACAAUGAAUUGCUCAAACUUUUUUCGUUUAUUUUUGCUGAGAAUGGAUUAAUGGGAUUUGAAGGGGUUGAGAAGCUACCGAAAGCGUCAAUAACUAAAGAACUUGGUGAAAAGCGCCUGCAAGACUUGACAAAUUUUUGUCUUCGUUAUAUGUCAGAAAUUGAUUUGCCGCUUAAACGAGGGACUUUUAUUGAACUUCGGAAUGGAAUGAUGAAUGUCUGCCCAAUCGGUCGUAGUUGUACCCAAGAAGAACGAAUGUCCUUUGUCGAAUACGAAAAUAAAUUUCCUGUUCGUCAAGACUUUGUAAAGGCAUUAGAACAACGCUUUCCAGUAAACGAACAUUCACUCAAAUUUUCAAUUGGUGGACAAAUAAGUAUUGAUAUAUUCCCCUCUGGGUGGGAUAAAACAUUCUGUUUGCGAUAUUUGGAACCCAAAUAUGAGGCUAUACACUUUUUUGGUGAUAAAACGAUGCCGGGAGGAAACGACUACGAGAUUUUUAUUCAUCCUGGCACUGUUGGACAUAGCGUUAGUGAUCCUAUUGAUUGCUGCAAACAAGUGACUGAAACAUUGGGUCAAUUGGGACUUUAAAUAAAGGCUUUAUAAUCUAUGAUAACUACAUUCCCUAAAUUGUUGUUCAAAUUUGGAAAAUUAUCAAAUUUCUUUUAAAAAUUAAAAAAAAAUUUUACUUUGACAUUUUUAACUUGGACAUUCUGAUUUUUGUUAUUUUGAAAAUUUCACUUGUUUAUUUAUUUUCUGUCAU
Messenger RNA from Meloidogyne enterolobii, 1012 nucleotides. The record is from the annotation of a GenBank genome assembly. NCBI's taxonomy places the organism in Eukaryota, Metazoa, Nematoda, Chromadorea, Rhabditida, Meloidogynidae.